Messenger RNA from Eupeodes corollae, 1125 nucleotides. It is a transcript of the gene Jhbp3, whose product is annotated as protein takeout. The record is from RefSeq and is a predicted model, not a curated record. Lineage: Eukaryota; Metazoa; Arthropoda; Insecta; Diptera; Syrphidae. The transcript is spliced from 5 exons. The coding region runs from base 240 to 995 and encodes 251 amino acids.
GCUUCAGUUUCAGUUCUAAUCAACGCAACGUUAAGAUUUGCUUAAGUCCGGUUAAUAUCUAGAAGUUAAAUAUUGUUGUUGGGUUGGUGCUUGGAUAAAUUUGAAUUUGGAUUACCUUGUCCUUUUUAACGAACACGGAUACAUUUGGAAAUUUUUAUAUUGAAUAUUAAUUUCAAAUAAAAACAUUUCUGUUUUUUUUUUGUCUAAGAAACGUGUGAAAUUUUACAAAAAAAAUCGGAAUGGCAUAUAGACAAUUCUUGGUGCUUGUUUUAUUGUUGGUAGUUUUCGAUGUGUAUUUAGCACAAUCUCCAAAAAUACCUGAUUACAUUCACAUCUGUCAUCGAAAUGAUCCCAAAAUUAACGAAUGCAUUCGAAAUACUGUUCACGAAAUGAGACCAUAUUUGGGUGAUGGCAUUAAAGAAUUAAAUGUUCCACCCUUAGAGCCCCUUUAUAUCGGUGAUCUUAAUAUUUUGGAUGGUGGACGAAAUGGAUUUACUGUUAAAACUAAAAAUUUAAACAUUUACGGAGCUGCUAACUUUGAAAUCAAGAAAUUAAAUGCAUUAGAUCAGGGCAGACAUAUUGAUUUUGAAAUGGUUCUACCAAGACUUCAUGGUGAAGGAACUUAUGACGUCAGUGGGCAACUAUUGGCUUUGCCUCUAAAAGGAAACGGAAGAUUUAGCGGAAAUUUUACUAACUUCAAUGCAUUUGUCAAACUGGAUUUCGAAGUUAAAACUGACAGUGAAAAUGUGGAUCGUGUUGGAAUUAAAAACUUGGAAGUUAAGAUUAUAAUGGGAAAAGGACGAAUUCGUUUGUAUAAUUUAUUCAAUGGUGACAAAACACUUGGUGAUAUUAUUAAUGAAACAAUAAAUCAGAAUUUCGAGACAUUCACUAUGGAAUUAAUUCCACCAAUUGAACGAGCUUUGGAGAAAAAAUUCCUAUCGAUAGCUGGUAAAAUAAUGGAAACAUUUACAUACGAUGAAUUAUUUCCCGUGUAAAUGAAAAGCAAAAUAAAGGAAAACAAAAAUAUAAACAUAAUCUCAGGAUGUGAUAGCUUUUUAAACUUUUUAAGUCAAUUAUUAUUGUGUUUUUUUUUCUAAGUUGUAAUUACAAGUGAUUGUUAAUUGA